AUGGCUGCCACAUCAAGCCCAGAGGAUGCCGUGCGCUCCUGGUUGGCAUCCCUCAAUCUUGGCCAGUAUGCCCAGCAGUUUAUCGAGCUCGGCCUCCUUAGCCUCAUCUUUGUUUCAUCCCCACCCCUGCUUGCUGCCCCCUACCCCCUAUGCCCCAUCAGCUACGAUGAUCCCAGCAUGAUCCACGCACUAGACAAAUCGGACUUAGACGAAAUGAACAUUACCCUUCCUGGUCACCGCAAGCGCAUCCUUCUCAAUGCCCCCAACUACAACCCACAACAAGUGGCCCAAGCUUUGCUGGCCGCGCCGACGCCAGUUCCCAGCGCCGCAACAGCUCUGCCUCCUACGCCGGCGCCAACACCGGCCCCUACCUCAGUGUCUGCACCUGUCCCAGACGAGGCAGCGCCUCCUGCUGCUUCUCAGCCCGAAUCGGAGCCCGAGGCAGAACCGCAGCCCAGCGCAUCAACUGCAUCGGAGGCGAACGGUGCUCCCGAAUACGCCAUAGCUACUCCAGAAACCAUUCCAGGUGAAAAUGAGGACGACCUCGAGGCGUCGGCAUCUCAGUCCCCUGUCGCCUCCUCAGCGCCCGUUCCAGUGGAAGCCAAACGCCCCCCGCCCCCCGCUGGCCGCAAGCCCCCACCCCCCAAACCGGCCCCCCGUCCCAAACCUCGCAUGUCCAGCGGCUCGGUGGCUCCUGCAGAGGAUCCCCCGGCCCCUCCCACCACCAAAGCCGCACCCCCCGCUUCGCCCAAAGCCGCAUCCACGGUGGGAUCUCAGCCACAGGAAGCUCCUCCUGCCCUACCCAAGGCCAAUAAACCCAGUUUGGUCCCAAGCGAGCCAGCACCAGAGCCCCCAGCUCCGGUCAACCCCAUUCCCGCCGAGCCUGCACCGGCUCGCCCACCAGCACCACAGCCCACACCUCCCGCUGAGCCCAUAUCUCGCCGCCCACCUGCUGCCCUUCCCGAUUCGCAGGCUGGCGAAACCAUCCGAGAACGUGCGCCUCUGCCCGAUCCUACACCGGCAUCGGACUCCCUUGAUGAAGUCGAAGAAGAGCGUGACGCCGUUCCCAGCCUCCCGUCGCGACCACCUGCGGCAGCCCCUCCUUCGCUGCCCAAGCGGCCUUCGAGCGAAAUGAUCACCCCUACCGUGCCCCCACAAUUGCCGAGCCGUCCUCUGAGCACGGCUGUGGAAACCGCUCCGCCCAAGCUUCCGCAGCGGCCCAUGAGCAUGGCGCCCGCCGGUGCAUCUGGGUCCGCUGGCGACGCCCCAUCUCUGCCCCAGCGCAACGUCAGUCAGGCACAAGCCGUCCAGCCGCCUGCUGUGCCCACGACUCCACGCCCAAAGUCUAUGAUUCAGGUCGACCAGCCAGCCAGUGACGAGGAAACCAUUUUCCUCCUGGGCGAGAGCAAUGGCGUUUUUACCAAAAACGCUGUCAACAUUUUCACGACAGCCGGUGAGCUUCUCCAAAACUACCUGUUGGAAACCAAAUCGCCUAGUGAUAGCACAACGCAUGAGUGGCAACUCUGGGAGGUGCUCGAGUGCCCGCCCGUUGAGCGUCAGCUGGCAGCCCAUGAACGUAUUCUCGAGGUCAAAUCUCGCUGGCCCAAGCAUUUCGAAAGCAAGUUGAUUGUGCGCUUCGUGGCCAAUGAGCUAGUGGGCAGCCCCAGCCGUCAAUUGCAGGGCCAGCUGUACAAGCGUGGAGGAACUCGCAAGACCUGGAAGUCACGCUUUUGCGUGUUGCAGGACACAGCCAUCGCCUACUAUCAAAAGCAGCCCAAAACCUUGGCUGAGAUUGAGAAACCCCUCGGAACCUUUGUCUUUGUCAACGCCCUGGUGUACAACGUGCGCAACUAUAAGCGUGCUCCCAAAAGCUCGCUGUGCUACUGCAUUCGGCCCUUGGAUGACGGCGUGUUCUGGCCGGGUGAAACGGAAAAGGAGGUGGUGGACUUUUGGGACAACCACUGCAAGUUUAUGUGUGCCUACUCAGCCAAGGAGCGAGCCACCUGGGUCGCAUCCAUUAUUCAGGCUCAACAGGAUUUGAUCGAUAAGGGUGAAAUUUACGGCUCGCUUGAUGGUCCUCCAGUCCCUCAAAGUAUUGACAACGAUGUCGAAGAUGAGGAAGCACCCGCUCCUGAAGAGCCGGUUCCUGAAACUGUCGAGGACGCAUCCGAAGCUGCUUCGUCACCGCCAGCCGUGGAUGCGAUGCCAACCUCAAGCGAACCUGGCGAGGGCACUUGUUUGUUCUUCCGGGAGUGGCAUCGACGCGACGAGCCGCCGCGUGCCGAGCCGCCCCUGUCGGAGCAGCACUUGAUGUAUGGUAUGAUCUUGUCCAUCAAACAGUUUGUGAACAAAAUUUCUCCUGUCACCGAAACGGGCAUUGAGUUUGGCUCCUAUGCCACGGAGACGUACCGCCUGCACUUUAUGGAGACCGCCAGCAAGCUCAAGUUUGUCAUUACCACCGACUUGCAGACACAGAACAUGCGCGAUAUCCUUCGCUCCAUCCACACCGAGCUUUUCGUGCCUUACAUCGCCGGCACGCCUACUCUUGAUGUGGGGCAACCAAUCAAGAGCUCUGGCUUUGAGGCCAGUCUUGAUGCCAAGAUCAAGGGCUUGCCAUUUUACUCCUCCUAA
Molecule: messenger RNA, 2631 nt
Organism: Monosiga brevicollis MX1
Lineage: Eukaryota; Choanoflagellata; Craspedida; Salpingoecidae
Exons: 10
Coding region: 1-2631 (876 amino acids)
Biological process (GO): signal transduction; endoplasmic reticulum to Golgi vesicle-mediated transport
Cellular component (GO): TRAPP complex
Molecular function (GO): protein binding
Source: RefSeq, a predicted model, not a curated record